UUUACGGUCCAAUUGAAUCGGCUCCGACCAAACCGCUAUUGCCGAUCGAAUCCGAUACAUUGAACAAGGGCGAAAUAAACCAAGCUCGAGCCACUGUUCUUGAAAGCUGAAUUUGUUCCUCUCCUCUGCCUCCAUAGCGAAACUUUGAUCAGGUAUUCGCGACUGCACCUCUCCGAUAAUUUGAUUCUUGAGCUCAAGAAAUCGCAUUAUUUUAGAAAUGGUUUAUCACUCUAGCUUUGUGGAUGAGGAAGGUGUUAGAAGAGCUUGUGGGUGUCCUUUACUGCCUUUGAAAAGCCAUAUAAAGGGUCCUGCUCCUGUUUCAGAUCAAGAUAGAACUGAUAUAGUUGAUGAAGCAAUUACAUUCUUUCGUGCCAAUGUUUUCUUUAGAAAUUUUGAUAUUAAAAGCCCAGCUGAUAAGCUCCUCAUUUAUUUGACAUUCUACAUCAAUGUGGCUUUGAAGAAGCUUGAAGGAUGCAGAACUUUGGCCGAAGGAACCAAAGCGAUCAUUAAUUUGGGUCUUGAGAAGGUUCCUGUUCCUGGAGAACCUGAAUUUCCUUUCCCUGGCCUUUUUGUGCAUCCUGAAUCUCAGAAGGAAGCAGAACUGUUCAGAGAUUACCUGAAGCAGAUAAGGGAAGAAACAAGUGGAAGAUUGUUGAGCGUUGCAUAUAGACCUAAUGGAACUCCAAACAAAUGGUGGUUGGCAUUUGCUAAGAGGAAAUUUAUGAAUGUCAUUGCUCUCUGAGUAAUUUUUUUACGUGUUCUAUUAGAAGUUGCAUGUAAUAGGAGACUGAAUUUUACAAUUAUUUGUGUGAAUACUCUCUGUUACCAAACCAUGGAAGACAGUCCUGUCAAAAUAAUAAAAAAAAAAUAUAUUGUUCGUGUGUAACUGUUGUUUGAUAACUGCCAAAAUAUGGGCAUGAUAGCUGGUAAGCAAAUUACCUGUUAUUUGAUUUUAUUUUU
Messenger RNA from Manihot esculenta (cassava), 960 nucleotides. Its product is annotated as actin-related protein 2/3 complex subunit 3. Bases 218 to 742 code for a protein of 174 amino acids. Gene Ontology annotation, biological process: regulation of actin filament polymerization; Arp2/3 complex-mediated actin nucleation. The transcript has 5 exons. Gene Ontology annotation, cellular component: Arp2/3 protein complex; cytoskeleton. Gene Ontology annotation, molecular function: actin filament binding. Lineage: Eukaryota; Viridiplantae; Streptophyta; Magnoliopsida; Malpighiales; Euphorbiaceae. The record is from RefSeq and is a predicted model, not a curated record.